Molecule: messenger RNA, 787 nt
Organism: Cuscuta campestris
Lineage: Eukaryota; Viridiplantae; Streptophyta; Magnoliopsida; Solanales; Convolvulaceae
Source: the annotation of a GenBank genome assembly
UUUAAUAUAUUAUUUUUUUAAAUAUCAAAAAAUAUAUAUAUUAAAAUGUCGAGAGAGUCCGGUAGAAGGUCCGUGGAUAUGGCGCCGUGAACCAAAGUUUGAGGAAAGGCAACGCUAAAGCCACCUUCGACGGUUCGACCUCACGCGGUUCUCGAAGAAGACACUCUGUCUCUUCCUUUCCUAGUAUCCCCGAUCAAUUCAUGGGCGACGCUUUGACGAAUCAAAAACUCGACCAGUACAUGUCAGGUAGAGGCGACGCGAAUCUCGAAACUCUUGAAAGUUUAUUCGAGGAGAUUGAUGAAGCAGGAAUGGACGGGGAGCCUACACCGCACAGCAACGACGUCGAUGAGGAGGCAGGUGAGCCCGAGACCUCUCAAGGUCCGGACAAAGGUAAAAAAAAUUAAAAUCAGAUUUAUUUGUUUAUUAUUUUGAAAAAGAAACAAAAGAUGGCAUAGUUUAUGGAACUUGUAAAUAUUGUGCCACCGUCAUUAAAAUGGGAGUUUCCGGCGGUUAUGGUGGUCCGGAAAAACACCUAAGGUCGAGGCAUCCGAUCCCGUGGAGUACGCCAAAUACGCGGAGAAAAAGAAGGGACGACAAGAAGUGCAAACCCAAAUUUCUCGGUUUGCUAACAGGGGUAAGGGCGGCCUUUUUGCUUAUAGCGACGAACAAAAUAAGCAACAAAUGGCCGAAAUGAUUUGUGAAGAAACUAGAGGUGACAUGACUAUAUUAUUUUAUCAAAUGGGUAACGAAAAUAGGCCAAGAAAGUGAAUAAAGUUUGACCCUGUGA